AUGUUUUCUGCAUAUCUUAACACGCUUGUUCCUAUUGUUUUUACAUUUCUCCUUCGAAAUGCAAAGAAGGUAAAGAAGCGAGGGGUGCCAGUCGAUGUUGGUGGGGAACCAGGGUAUACAAUCCGAAACAGUCGGUUCCCUUCCCCUGUUGAAACAUCAUGGGAAGACAUAACUACUCUUGCAGAACUUUUUGAACAGGCAUGUAAGGAACACUCCGAUAAACCCUUUCUUGGAACUAGGAAAUUGGUUUCAAGGGAGGUUGAAGUAACUGUAGAUGUAAGGUCCUUUGAGAAGCUUCAUUUGGGAGAAUACGAAUGGUUAACAUAUGCAAAAACAUUUGAAGCUAUGUGCAGUUUUGCUUCUGGAUUAAAUCAACUUGGUCAUAAAAAGGAAGAGCGUGUUGCAAUCUUUGCUGAUACGAGAGAAGAAUGGUUCAUUGCACUGCAGGCCUGCUUUAGGUGCAAUGUUACAGUGUUUAUAUGCAUCUUUAGGGAGGAGGCUUUAUGUCACUCGUUAAAUGAGACUGAAGUUACAACAGUGAUUUGUGGGAACAAAGAGCUAAAAAAGCUAAACAGCAUUAGUGGGCAACUUGACACUGUCAAACGUGUGAUCUGCAUAGAUGAUGAAUUUCCGACCAGUGCAAGUGGCAGAUGGACAAUAACUUCUUUUGCUGAUGUUGAGAGUGUUGUCGUACAAAUCCAGUUGAUACUGAUUUACCUGUUUCAGUUGAUGUUGCAGUUAUAA
Molecule: messenger RNA, 744 nt
Organism: Hibiscus syriacus
Lineage: Eukaryota; Viridiplantae; Streptophyta; Magnoliopsida; Malvales; Malvaceae
Product: long chain acyl-CoA synthetase 9, chloroplastic-like
Exons: 3
Coding region: 1-744 (247 amino acids)
Cellular component (GO): endoplasmic reticulum; membrane
Molecular function (GO): long-chain fatty acid-CoA ligase activity
Source: RefSeq, a predicted model, not a curated record